Neurospora tetrasperma FGSC 2508 is the source of this 741-nucleotide messenger RNA. RefSeq lists its product as uncharacterized. Bases 1 to 741 code for a protein of 246 amino acids. NCBI's taxonomy places the organism in Eukaryota, Fungi, Ascomycota, Sordariomycetes, Sordariales, Sordariaceae. The record is from RefSeq and is a predicted model, not a curated record. The transcript is spliced from 3 exons.
AUGAUUCCCGGUCAAGACGUAAGCCUUUCCACCCAUCUGCCAGACCUCUACGAAACCCCCCAGCCCGCUGGCGGCGGCGGCCCCGGUCACGGCGGCGAUAGUAGGGCCCGCUCCUUCCCCGCAGAUGAGUACCUCGGCUACAGCUCCGACGACGACGAUGACGGCGGCGACUUCUACCGCCGCUCAUCCGGCAGAGCCCCUGGUAGAGCCCCUAGCGGUGGCAGUAGCCGUGGCUACAACUACGAUGGCUACGACGAUGGCUACGAGGGUGACUCCGACCGCGGUUACAGCCAAGGCGGUGAUGAUCGCCACCACGGUCACGGCGGCCCUUCUUCUUCUUCUACCCACCGGGACGAACAGCGCUACUACGCUCCCGGCGGCUCAAGCAGCUCUGGCCGACACCGCCCCCAUGACCGUGACUAUGGCCACGAUUCAGGACCAAGUCCUCCUUCACGUCACCGUGACGACGACAUGCGCAGAGGAGACCCGAGAGCGCCGAUGGAGCGUGGCAUUUCAGGUCACGAGAGUCGGCGCGAGAUACCCUUUCGCUAUGUGAGCCCUUUUGAUUUGGGUUUCGCCGGCGGAUCGAGAGAGCGUGGUGGUGGUAGUGGCAGGAGUCACCAAGACUCUUUUGGGGAAGAUUGGAACAUUCCGUCACAUUCCCGUCAUGGGCGUUCGAGCGGCAGGGAUGACGGAUGGUUUUCUGAUGGAGAGUCCGAUUGGAGUGGUGGGUUCUGGUAA